This is a messenger RNA of Leopardus geoffroyi (Geoffroy's cat), 5567 nucleotides long. It is a transcript of the gene ASCC1, whose product is annotated as activating signal cointegrator 1 complex subunit 1. Bases 165 to 1238 code for a protein of 357 amino acids. NCBI's taxonomy places the organism in Eukaryota, Metazoa, Chordata, Mammalia, Carnivora, Felidae. The transcript has 10 exons. Gene Ontology annotation, molecular function: RNA binding. Gene Ontology annotation, biological process: regulation of DNA-templated transcription; DNA alkylation repair. The record is from RefSeq and is a predicted model, not a curated record. Gene Ontology annotation, cellular component: nucleus.
AUUGCGCAGGCGCCGCCCCUCGGCCCGCAUGCGCACCCAGUGCGGCGCGGCCUGAGGAAAUUUCCUUACACUCCCUCUGCGGCAGGCUCCAGUUUCUCCUCCUAUCUUCUCCGUUUUACUAGUCCCUGCAGGAUUUCACUAGAGUACUAUUGGGAGAAAGUAUCAUGGAAGUUCUGCGCCCACAGCUUAUAAGACUUGGUGGACGGAUUUACAGAAAAAAUCCCAUCCAAGAACAGACUUAUCAACAUGAAGAAGAAGAUGAAGACUUCUAUCAAGGCUUCAUGGAGUGUGCAGAAGAGCCCUGUGAUGCCUACGAGGUGGUGCAGACCCAGCAAGGUUUCCGGUGUACCGUGAAGGCCCCCAGCCUGCUCUACAAGCAUAUAGUUGGAAAGAGAGGGGACACUAGGAAGAAACUAGAAGUGGAAACCAAAACUUCUAUUAGCAUUCCUAAACCUGGACAAGAAGGAGAAAUUGUAAUCACUGGACAGCAUCGAAGUGGUGUUAUUUCAGCCCGAACUCGGAUCGAUGUUCUUUUGCUCACUUUUAGAAGAAAGCAGCCCUUCACUCACUUCCUUGCCUUUUUCCUCAAUGAAGUUGAGGUUCAGGAGCGAUUCCUGAAGUUCCAAGAGGAAGUACUGGAGAAGUGCUCCAUGGAUCAUGGGGUUGAUAGCACCAUUUUCCAGAAUCCCAGAAAGCUUCACCUAACUAUUGGAAUGUUGGUACUUUUGAGUGAGCAAGAGAUCCAGCAGACGUGUGAGAUGCUACAGCAGUGUAAAGAGGAAUUCAUUGAUGACAUUUCUGGGGGCAAACCCUUAGAGGUAGAGAUGGCAGGGAUAGAAUACAUGAACGAUGAUCCCGGCAUGGUGGAUGUUCUUUAUGCCAAAGUCCAUAUGAAAGACGGCUCCAACAGGCUGCAAGAAUUAGUCGAUCGAGUGCUGGAACGUUUUCAGGCAUCUGGACUAAUAGUGAAAGAGUGGAAUAGUGUGAAACUCCAUGCUACAGUCAUGAACACUCUAUUCAGGAAGGACCCCAAUGCUGAAGGCAGGUACAAUCUCUACACAGCGGAUGGCAAAUACAUCUUCAAGGAAAGAGAAUCAUUUGAUGGCCGAAACAUUUUAAAGCUCUUUGAGAACUUCUACUUUGGCACCCUGAAGCUCAAUUCCAUUCACAUCUCUCAGAGGUUCACGGUAGACAGCUUUGGGAACUACGCCUCCUGUGGGCAAAUUGACUUCUCUUGAGGAGGAUCUUGGGAAGCGCCAAAAAUUGAACAUCCUCCCGAGGUGCCAGGGGAAAGAAGAUCUUUGUUUUUAUUGCCGAUGAGGGAUGUGGAAAUUUGGAUGGUGACUUUCCCGGGUGGUUCCCCACAACACAGCAUGGUCUCUGAUAUAAUACUUGUCCACAGUCAGCAAACUGCCGGUCAGCCCAGGUGGUUGUGGGCACAAGGGGAACUUGUGUCUGGAACCCUUGGCUUGUUCCUCUUUCACAGGGUCUACUUUCUUUCUGAAGCUCUUCUCUGGAAACGUACCUCUCAAGCCCACUGGAGCUAAGAUUCGCAUUAUUUCUUAUACACAUACUGAUUUUGCCCCAGCCGUUAAGCUCUUUCACAUUAACACUUUAAAAGAGAGUUUUAUUUUUUUAUUUUUAUUUUUUAAUAUAUGAAAUUUAUUGUCAAAUUGGUUUCCAUACAACACCCAGUGCUCAUCCCAAAAGAUGCCCUCUUCACUACCCACCACUUACCCUCCCCACCCUCCCACCCCCCCCCCCAUCAACCCUCAGUUUGUUCUCAGUUUUUAAGAGUCUCUUAUGCUUUGGCUCUCUCCCACUCUAACCUUAAAAGAGAGUUUUAAAGACAUGGUUUUAUUACCAUCUCCACGUAAAUCGAAUGUCUCCAGUUUUAACCAGGUUUGAUUUUUACUUCCCUUUGUACUGUAACUUUUAAUCACUACCCAGAAUUCCUUUGUGGUAAAAAACACAUGACAUAAAGUUUACCAUCUUAACCAUUUCUUUGUAAGUAUGUAGUUCAGUAGUAGUAAGUAUAUUCACGUUGUUGUGAAACAUCUCCGGAACUUUCUCAUCCUGCAAAUCUGAAACUAUACCCAUUAAACAACUGUCCGUGUCCCCCUCCCCCAAGUCUCUGGCAGCCACCCUUCUGCUUUCUCUUUCUAUGAGCUUGACUGCUUUAGAUACCGCAUAUGAGUGGAAUCAUAUGGUAUUUGUCUUUUUGUGACUGGCUUAUUUCACUUAGCAUGACGUCCUCAAGGUUCAUCCACGUUGUGUAGUGCAUGUCAGAAUUUCCUCCCUUUAAGAAAGGCCAAAUAAUAUUUUGUUUUACGUGUACCCUGUGUUUUGUUUAUCCAUUCAGCCACCGAUGGAUGCUUGGGUUCCUUGACUGUCGUGAACAGUCCUCUGUGAACACGGCUGUACAGAUACCUCUUCCUGAUCCUGCUUUCAGUUCCUUUACUACUCAGUUUUAUCUUCAGCAAAAUAACAUCACGUUUUUUUUUUUGAUCUUUUACUUUGGUCUGUCCUUUUUCUUCUGAAGUUGGUACCCUUUUAUGUUUGUUGGAUUCCUGUUCCUUAUCCUACCCCCCCACCCCCAGCCUUCCCAGGCCAGUGAUGGAGUUGCAGUAUCAUAGCUCCUGUGUGUCAACUCCGCGGGGCAGCAGCAGUAGAAACAGCGAUGGCAUCAGCAGGGCCGUGCACGGUUCCACGGAGCAGAGUCAGCUGCGGAAGGACCGUCUCCCUUCCUUGCUCCAGCCUCGCUCUCACCUUCCUCUCCUCUUCACAUUUCUUCUCCCUCCAUGUCCCCUCUUUCUCUUUCCUUCAUUCCUUACUCUUGAUUCUUUCUGUUUGAAAAGUGUGAUUCUGAACCCUGUGCAUUAAGGCCACUGCCUAGUAAGGGCUGUGUAGAACACUCAGGUUUGCUUAUCAGUGCGACUGCCCAGAUCACUUGUGAAUAAAUGAAUUUCCAGAGUUACUGUUUUUCUUUCACUCUUACACAGUUUUAGUUUGACUCCCUUAGUCAACGUAUGUCGGGACACAGUGUUGCCAUCACUUAGUUGCUGGCAUAGCUGUUAACCGUUCCUCUAGAACUUACAUGUUCGUGCCUGCAGGGUUGGUUUUUCCCCAAACACUUAGUAACAUGAGAUUUUAUCUCGUUUACCUUCAGUGGUUGGAUGGUGCGGUGUGCACGGUGCAACGAGUUCUCCCAGAGAUUGUGCUGCAUAGCAACGUUGACAGUGGAGUUUGGUGCCCUCACCUCAUCUCCGCGCAUCUCUCUUACGGCCUUCUUUCUGCCACCCACCACUGGGCAGCCUUGCCCAGGAAGUAAAGAUGUCUUGUUUUGUUUUUAAUGUUUUUUCAUGUUUAUUUAUUUUUGAGAGAGAGAGAGAUGAGUGAGUGCAAGUGGGGGAGGGACAGCAAGAGAGAGAGAGAGAGGGAAGGAGACAGGAUCUGAAACAGGCUCCAUGCUGAUAGCAGAAAGCCGGAUGCGGGUUCGAAUUCAGGAACCAUGAGGUCAUGACCUGAGCUGAAGUCGGAUACUUAACUGACUGAGCCCCCCAGAUACCCCUAAAGAGGUCUUAUUUUGGAUGAUUUUGGAGAUUUAUGACUUGUGUUUCUAGUAAAUUUUUUUAUCUUUGGAAAAUGUAACUUUAUAUACCAAAUCCUCAAUUCUUUUUUUUUUUUAAGAUUUUAUUUUUUAAGUAAUCCCUACACCCAAUGUGAGGCACGAACUUACAACCCUGAGAUGAAGAGCCACAUGCCAAGCACCCCCAAAUCCUAAAUUCAUAAUAGAAUCGGAACUUCUGUUAUUUAAAAUUUAGAGGCAACUGUGCAUUUUAAGGACAUAUUGUAUUAUUAAGUAAUUUUUCACAAGUAAUUUACCUCUUUCAGUCUCCUCUCACGACUUUAUGGUGGAUUUUUCCAGAGGCUACGUGACGUAGUGACAUCAUCACUCUGAUGGUUAAUGGAGCGUGUGCUUAUGUAUUUUUGUAUUUCCUAGAAUCUUGUAAGUUGUAGAAAUUCAUAAGAAUCUCUCAAGAUUCAGGGUCCCCUCUCACCAAAUUGUAAUGCGGUUCGUAUUGGAAGAUCUGCUGUGUUUAUAAUCAAAUCUCCUUAAAUAUUAUCAGUUAGUAUUUCAUCCUGUAUUGAAGUAGAGUUAAAUUGCAGCUAACAUCACUCCAGCCAGUUUUUGAGGCACUGACUUCACCGAGCUCCUCAAAGAGGAGGAGGGAAGACAAUCCCACUGCAAUUAUUACACAAGAUCUGUGCUGUUAUAUAAGGAAUUUUGGCAUGGAGAAUAAUUUUGAUUUUUUUUGGAGGGGACACAGUUUGCCCCAGAUGAACUCCUUACCCAUGGUAGAAACAUGAUAAAUGUUACUUAUAGUGGUUAUUUUUUUAAGUGAGCUCCAGAGUUUACUACAUUGGACAUUGAUGAGAAUCCAGCUUCAUAAAGACACAAAGUUUGCUUCAGGUUCGCUUUUGUGUUGUGCUCUUUUCCUGGAGCUGACAGGAAUCCGAUGGCACCAGAGGUAUAUUGAGUUGAGAAACACCUUUCAAAUUCUUUUAAAAAAAUUUUAUUUUAUUUAAAAAAAAAAAAUUUUUUUUAACGUUUAUUUAUUUUUGAGACGGAGAGAGACAGAACAUGAACAGGGGAGGGUCAGAGAGAGGGAGACACAGAAUCUGACAGGCUCCAGGCUCUGAGCUGUCAGCACAGAGCCCGACGCGGGGCUCAAACUCACGGGCCGCGAGAUCAUGACCUGAGCUGAAGUCGGCCGCUCAACCGACUGAGCCACCCAGGCGCCCCCCUCAAAAAAUUUUUUUAAUAUUUAUUUAUUUUUGAGACAGAGACAGAGCAUGAACGGGGGAGGGUCAGAGAGAGGGAGACACAGAAUCUGAAGCAGGCUCCAGGCUCUGAGCUGUCAGCACAGAGCCCGACGCGGGGCUUGAACUCACGGACCAUGAGAUCAUGACCUGAGCCAAAGUCGGAAGCUUAACCGACUGAGCCACCCAGGCGCCCCUCAAAUUCUAUCUUAAUGCCUAUAGGGAACAUGGAUAUCAAAGCCCCAGGAUGCUAUAGCUGUUGUGGCUGUUUUAUUAAUAGCUUUUUGGUUGUUAAUAACAAAAUUUUUAAAUUUUUUUUCAAUGUUUAUUUAGUUUUGAGAGACAGAGCGUGAGUAGGGAAGGGGCAGAGAGAGAGAGGGAGACACAGAAUCCAAAGCAGGCUCCAGGCUCCAAGCACAGAACCGACAUGCGGCCUGAACCCACCAACUGCGAGAUCAUGACCUGAGCUGAAGUCAGAGGCUUAACCAACUGAGCUACCCAGGCACCCCUAAUAAAAUGUUUUUUAAACAAAAGAUAAAAUAAAUUCACUUUGUGAAAAAUAAUCUAGUUGUACAUUCAUGCUUUAUGUUUUUUUCAAUAUGCAUUUUAUACUUCAGUUUAAAUGUUGUUUUAAAAACAAAUUUCAUCCUCCAGAGGUUAGUCCUCCCUAUGCAUUUAAGCACAUAUCAUAUAUCAUACUGUUAGUUUUUCACAAAUAAUAAAUAAUAUUCAUGGAAUGCUCA